Molecule: messenger RNA, 846 nt
Organism: Camellia sinensis
Lineage: Eukaryota; Viridiplantae; Streptophyta; Magnoliopsida; Ericales; Theaceae
Source: RefSeq, a predicted model, not a curated record
GGCAAACACAAGGAAGAAAACACAUACUGUCUAAAUGGUCCCAAAACAACCUUUAACUAAAGGAGGGUCUCUUCCAAGAAAAAAGACUCAGAGGGCUCAUCAAACCAUGGAAGAAGUGAAGCUUCAUGGAUUUUGGCCUAGUCCUUACAGUUGCAAAGUGAUAUGGGCUCUGAAACUAAAGGGUGUCAAGUAUGAGUACAUAGAAGAAGACCUCUCCAACAAGAGUGAAUUGCUGUUACAGUAUAAUCCAGUUCACAAGAAGAUUCCAUUGCUUGUUCAUGGUGGAAAACCGAUCCUUGAGUCAUCUGUAAUCCUUGAAUCAUCGAAGAAACAUGGCCGGAGAAUCCGUUGCUGCCGGAGGAUGUUUAUGAGAGAGCCAUGGCUAGGUUUUGGAUCAAUUUUGGAGAACAGAAGGUAAUUAUAUCAUCUUGCUGUUAUUUUUAUCUUACUUCAGUUGUUUAAUCUUAAUUUUUGACUCAUCGACUCCUUAUCAAAGAUUAGAGUCAAGUUAUGGCUCGAGUCCUUAUUGAGUGGGCACCUGUGAAUUCCCGUUUUGCACUACCCAGAUUGUUAGGCCUUUUUAGGCCAUAAAAUGACUUACUUGAGUCUAGACUAAAAAUUUAUUAAGAAUAAUAGUAGUAAUUAUGAAAAAAAUAUCAUGAAAUAUUUUAUGAAGAUUUUUUAUUCUUUGAUUAGUGUGUUGUUUUCUUGUAUAUGUAAUCUAACGGUGAAGAAUCUUUCAUAAUCACUUUUAUGAUCAUUUUCAUGAUUUUUUUUCAUGAUACCUAUCAUUACUCAUUUAUUAAAUCACUUAGCACAUCUUAAUUCAAUGUAAUAAUGUUAAGU